UGGGUUUUAAAAUAAGUUCUGUUAAAGUAGUGUAUUUCUUAGUCAUUUUGUGGCUUAUUGCACUUCCGGAACCAACUACUGACAAACUUCCUCUUUUUCUACAGACACCAUUUCAGUUUGCUGGAGGACCAUUUUUAAUCUAAAUGGAACCACCCCUUUUGCUUUCUUAGCCAAAUCACCAAAAUGUCCAGUUAGAACAAGAAUUUAGCAUCCUGCAAAAGAAGUUAACAGCUGAGUGGUAAAAAGGAAACAUUCUGAAAUGGAUCCCAAGUAUUUCAUCUUAAUUUUGUUUUGUGGAUACCUGAACAAUACAUUUUCCUCAGAGACAAAUGCAAAUGCAACAGAGUCACAACCACAGUCUGCUUUACUUACAUCACCAAUGCCAUAUGUCUUGGCUAAUUCUCAAAACACAACAGGGAACCCUUUGGGUCAAUCAACACAACUCAACGACAUUUCCUCUGGACCAUCAACUGCCAAAGUUGCUGCUGGACAACCAACAACAGCAGUUGCUGUUGGAAAACCAGCAGCACAUACUACUGCUGGACAACCAUUUACCUAUAACAUCACCAGACAACCAUCACCCACGGCCAACACCAUCUCCAAACAAACAGCACAACCUGUGUUCACCUCUGGCAGACAACUACCAACAUCUGCCCAUACUUCUAUCAGACAAUCGCCACCAUUUGUCUAUCAAUCCACUCAACGACCAUCAACUGUUCACACCUCUUCUGGAAAACCAGUACCACCGACUAUUCAAAAUCUAUCCAUACAACCAACACCAGCUGUCAAAAGUUCACCUAGGUUUACACCAGGAUUCAUCACAAAAGAUACUGGUAACACACAAAUGCCACAUAAAAGCAAUUCUAGUUCAACAGCUGCCAUAAUAGUUGGUGUAAUUCUGGUUUCUAUGUUGGUAGCGAUUAUCAUGAUUGUGCUAUGCAAAUGCUUUAGAAAACCAGUUUUAAAUGACCAAAAUUGGGCAGGCAGAUCUCCAUUCGCUGAUGGUGAAACCCCUGAUAUAUGUUUGGAUAACAUCAGAGAGAAUGAAGUAUCCACAAAACGCAAAUCAAUUAUUUCACUUAUGGCCUGGAAACCAGGCAAAAGCACACUUUUAGCAGAUGACUUAGAAAUUAAGUUGUUUGAAUCAAGUGAAAACAUUGAUGAUUCCAACAACCUCAAAACAGAGAAAAUAAAAGAUCAAGGAAAUGGUACAUCUGAGGAUAGUGCUGGUGGAUCAACAAUUGGCACUGCCGUUUCUUCAGAUGACGCAGAUCUGCCUCCUCCACCUCCCCUUCUUGAUUUGGAAGGACAGGAGAGUAACACACCUGACGAACCCACAAUGACAACGACAACGGUAUCUCCUCUUCCAAAUGAUUCCACCAAUCUCCCACCAUCUCUGGACUGUCUCAGUCAAGUCUGUGAAGAUCAUAAUUCUGAGUACGAACAGUCACUUCCGCCUCCCCUUGACUCACCUAACUUGAACCUGCCACCAGAUCUGAUGAAAACCCUUGAAGAUUCCAACAAUGAGAUCCAAUGUCAGGAGUUAUGUAUUCUUCCUAACUCUGAGCAAGAUCUCAAUGAAUCCCUGCCACCCCCACCUGCAGAACUGUUAUAAACAUCACAGCUUGCUUAUUAGCUGAUUUUUCAUCCUUUUCAAAGGACUCUCUAUCUUUUGUUUUUCUUCAUGUGAUGAAAGAUAUUAAGUGGCAACUGAUAGCCAAUUUUGAUUUUUAUUCAGGAACUACUUAAAAUCUGCCCAAAGCCCAUGUGCAUAGGUAAAGCUUAAUUUUUUUUUUUAAUAUAUAACAGUGAUCUAUUGACUGGCUAUAGCCUCUAACUUUAAUGUAGAGUAUAUUUUACAUAUGUGGAUGGUAUAUGUGUCAAUAACUUAACCAUUUUGGAAAUGAAUAACCUAUGUAUACUUGGUAUCACCCAAUAGUUCCCCCCUCCCAAAAGCUGUGUAUCAAGUUACCUUGAAUAAAUAAAAUUUUAUUUUUCCAUUUCAAAGUUGUAAACAAAGCUCCAAAUUUUAAAUUAAUACCUCUAGUAUUAAAAUAAAUAUUCUAAGUUCAUGGGGAUGAGUGAUUAAAAUGCAUGUUUAAAAAUGGAGAAAUUUCCUUUUAGCUCUCAUUGGAAAUAGUAAAGCAAACACACUAAAAUAUCAAAUUUGGGGGUUGGGGAAAUUUACUCAGGAAAAAAUGGGCAUGUACCAUAAAAUGUAGACAUUUUCCUACCUUAUUGGGGGAGCACAAAUUUUGAAACUAGCCUCUUUAUAUGCCUGAAGAACUCUAACAAAAUGAAAUUUUA
Myotis davidii is the source of this 2307-nucleotide messenger RNA. RefSeq names its product ecotropic viral integration site 2B (gene EVI2B). NCBI's taxonomy places the organism in Eukaryota, Metazoa, Chordata, Mammalia, Chiroptera, Vespertilionidae. The transcript is spliced from 2 exons. Gene Ontology annotation, biological process: regulation of stem cell division; positive regulation of neutrophil differentiation. The record is from RefSeq and is a predicted model, not a curated record. The coding region runs from base 260 to 1615 and encodes 451 amino acids.